Mycena indigotica is the source of this 540-nucleotide messenger RNA. RefSeq lists its product as uncharacterized. The transcript is spliced from 4 exons. Gene Ontology annotation, cellular component: TIM22 mitochondrial import inner membrane insertion complex. NCBI's taxonomy places the organism in Eukaryota, Fungi, Basidiomycota, Agaricomycetes, Agaricales, Mycenaceae. Bases 1 to 540 code for a protein of 179 amino acids. Gene Ontology annotation, biological process: protein insertion into mitochondrial inner membrane. Gene Ontology annotation, molecular function: transmembrane protein transporter activity. The record is from RefSeq and is a predicted model, not a curated record.
AUGACCAGCAUUUUUCCUGGGACGGUUCCCUAUGCUCUGGGGAAGGAGCCAAUUCCCGCUGGUCUCACUGCGGAAGACCUCGACAACAUUCGACAACAGAAACACUGGGAGCAGCAGCUGAGCGAAUUAACUGCGUCUUGUCCAGCGAAAGCAGUCAUGGCUGGAGGAGCAGGUCUUGUUUUUGGUGGACUCUUUUCGCUGAUGACCGCUUCAAUGAGCUACGAGGACCCAAUGUUGCGGCAAAACCAAGCAACCACGCAACGGGCACGCGAUAUUCUCAAAGAGACGGGAAGGAAUAUGUGGUCGAACGGGAAGAGCUUUGGGAAAAUCGGCGCAAUAUACUCGAGCAUUGAAUGUGUCAUUGAGUCGUACCGUGCCAAAAACGACAUUUAUAAUUCCGCAAGCGCUGGCUUCUGCACUGGCGGUGUCUUGGCUCGGAACGCUGGCCCCAGGGCGGCAUUUGGCGGUGGUCUCAUGUUUGCAGCAUUUUCCACCGCCAUUGAUCUAUUCAUGAGACGAGAACCACCAGAUGAUGAUUAG